This is a messenger RNA of Penicillium paradoxum, 318 nucleotides long. RefSeq lists its product as uncharacterized. NCBI's taxonomy places the organism in Eukaryota, Fungi, Ascomycota, Eurotiomycetes, Eurotiales, Aspergillaceae. The coding region runs from base 1 to 318 and encodes 105 amino acids. The record is from RefSeq and is a predicted model, not a curated record. The transcript has a single exon.
AUGCCUGCCAUCCCAUCCAAAAUGGAGACCCAAACCACAAUCAUGGUUGCGAACCUACUCAAGCGGAGCAGCAUGAGCGACCCGGAUAAAUACCCUCUUUACGUCUUCCUCAUCAUCAUCGGAUGCAUAGCAGGUGGACUCAUUGGGUUCAGCAUAUACACUAUGUACCAUGGUACCGACGACUCAUCGAAUUUCAAAGACACCUCCGUGGAGCAACGAAGAUAUAUGCGCGAGCUCAGGCAGCAGAACUUUAAUGCGUUGGCCGUUUAUGCCAGAAGGCCUGAUUUGAUUACUCCUACUGGGGAAGGGAGGGCUUGA